Lepus europaeus (European hare) is the source of this 2568-nucleotide messenger RNA. It is a transcript of the gene PLCD1, whose product is annotated as phospholipase C delta 1. Lineage: Eukaryota; Metazoa; Chordata; Mammalia; Lagomorpha; Leporidae. The transcript has 15 exons. Gene Ontology annotation, molecular function: calcium ion binding; phosphatidylinositol-4,5-bisphosphate phospholipase C activity. Gene Ontology annotation, biological process: phosphatidylinositol-mediated signaling; lipid metabolic process. The record is from RefSeq and is a predicted model, not a curated record. The coding region runs from base 63 to 2333 and encodes 756 amino acids.
CCCGGGCCCUGUCGCUGCUGCCGGAGUCCCGCGGCGCCCCCGCCGCCGCGCCGCCGUCGGGCAUGGACUCGGGCGGGGACUUCCUGACCCUGCACGGCCUGCAGGGUGACAAGGACCUCCAGGCCCUGCUGAAGGGCAGCCAGCUCCUGAAGGUGAAGUCCGGCUCAUGGCGCAGAGAGCGCUUCUUCAAGCUGCAGGAGGACUGCAAGACCAUCUGGCAGGAGUCCCGCAAGGUCAUGAGGUCCCCGGAGUCACAGCUGUUCUCCAUCGAGGACAUCCAGGAGGUGCGCGUGGGGCACCGCACGGAGGGCUUGGAGAAGUUCGCCCGCGACGUGCCGGAGGACCGCUGCUUCUCCAUCGUCUUCAAGGACCAGCGCAGCCCGCUGGACCUCAUCGCCCCAUCGCCCACCGACGCCCAGCACUGGGUGCAGGGGCUGCGCAAGGUCAUCCACCACUCGGGCUCCAUGGACCAGCGGCAGAAGCUGCAGCACUGGAUCCACUCUUGCUUGCGAAAAGCUGACAAGAACAAGGACAACAAGAUGAGCUUCAAGGAGCUGCAGAACUUCCUGAAGGAGCUCAACAUCCAGGUGGACGACGGCUACGCCCGCAAGAUCUUCAGGGAGUGCGACCACUCGCAGACGGACUCCCUGGAGGAUGAGGAGAUCGAGGCCUUCUACAAGAUGCUGACGCAGCGGGAGGAGAUCGACCAGGCCUUCGCGGAGGCCGCGGGCUCCAGCCAGACCCUGUCCGUGGACCAGCUGGUGGGCUUCCUGCAGCACCGGCAGCGGGAGGAGGCGGCGGGGCCCUCGCUGGCCCUCUCCCUCAUCGAGCGCUACGAGCCCAGCGAGACAGCCAAGGCGCAGCGGCAGAUGACCAAGGACGGCUUCCUCAUGUACCUGCUGUCGGCCGACGGCAGCGCCUUCAGCCGUGAGCACCGGCGUGUGUACCAGGACAUGGGCCAGCCGCUCAGCCACUAUCUGGUGUCCUCGUCCCACAACACCUACCUGCUGGAGGACCAGCUCACCGGGCCCAGCAGCACCGAAGCCUACAUCCGGGCCCUGUGCAAAGGCUGCCGCUGCUUGGAGCUCGACUGCUGGGACGGGCCCAACCUGGAGCCGGUCAUCUAUCAUGGCUACACGUUCACGUCCAAGAUCCUGUUCUGCGACGUGCUCAGAGCCAUCCGGGACUACGCCUUCAAGGUGUCCCCCUACCCCGUCAUCCUGUCCCUGGAAAACCACUGCAGCCUGGAGCAGCAGCGCGUGAUGGCGCGGCACCUGCGUGCCCUGCUGGGCCCCAUGCUGCUGGACAGGCCGCUGGACGGGGUCACCACCAGCCUGCCCUCCCCCGAGCAACUGAAAGGCAAGAUCCUGCUGAAGGGGAAGAAGCUGGGGGGGCUCCUGCCCUCCGCGGGGGAGGGCGGCCCCGAGGCCACCGUGGUGUCGGACGAGGACGAGGCCGCCGAGAUGGAGGACGAGGUGGUGAGGAGCCGCGUGCAGCACCAGCCCAAGGCGGACAAGGUCAGGCUAGUGCAGGAGCUCUCGGACCUGGUCAUUUACUGCAAGAGCGUCCACUUCGACGGCUUCUCCAGCCCCGGCACCCCCAGGCGGGCCUUCUAUGAAAUGAUGUCCUUCUCCGAAAACCGCGCCCUCCGCCUGCUGCAGGAGUCGGGAAACAGCUUUGUCCGCCACAACGUGGGCCACCUGAGCAGGAUCUACCCGGCCGGCUGGAGGACGGACUCCUCCAACUACAGCCCCGUGGACAUGUGGAACGGGGGCUGUCAGAUCGUGGCCCUGAACUUCCAGACGCCGGGGCCAGAGAUGGACGUGUACCAGGGCCGCUUCCUGGACAACGGGGCCUGCGGCUAUGUGCUGAAGCCAGCCUUCCUGAGAGACCCCAACACCACGUUCAACGCCCGUGCCCUGGCCCAGGGGCCCUGGUGGGCUCGGAAGCGGCUCAGCGUCAGGGUCAUCUCCGGCCAGCAGCUCCCGAAAGUCAACAAGAGUAAGAAUUCCAUCGUGGACCCCAAGGUGACGGUGGAGAUCCACGGCGUGAGCCAGGACGUGGCCAGCCGCCAGACCGCGGUCGUCACCAACAACGGCUUCAACCCGCGGUGGGACACGGAGUUCGAGUUCGAGGUGGUGGUGCCGGAGCUCGCCCUGGUCCGCUUCCUGGUGGAGGAUUACGACGCCUCCUCCAAGAACGACUUCAUCGGCCAGAGCACCAUCCCCCUCGGCAGCCUCAAGCAGGGGUACCGCCACGUCCACCUCCUGUCCAAGACCGGAGACCAGCACCCGUCGGCCACCCUCUUUGUGAGGAUCUCCCUCAAGGACUAGGCCCGGGGGUCCCGUGGGGUCUCUCUCCGCCCGCCACGGGGGCAGCGCUGCUGCGGCUGCUCCGAGCUGGAGGCCCCCGCUGCGGACGGCGCCCCUGUGUCGUCCAUGCUGCUGCUGUCCGGAGCCAGGGGUGGCCGGGUCCCUGGAGCUGUCCUCGAUUCCGUUAGCACCAGCACCGCGGCCGCUCGCCCUGGAGCCGGCCCUAGGUCAAGGUUUUUAUAAAAAUCACACUAAG